AUGAGCGGAAAGUUGCAAGCAGGAUUAAGCAAUAGCGGUUAUAAAAGAGAAGAGUAUAAUGAAGAUCCUUCUUCCAAAGAAUUAAAUGCCUACGUUUAAAAUCUUUUAAAAUAAAUGCAAGAUAGAUUUGAAGACAUGAGCGGAAACAUAGUAGGCAGAAUAGAUGAAAUGAGAAAAAGAAUUGAUGACAUUGAAAAAUCUGUCUCUGAUUUAAUGAAUGAUUUAGGAGUUGAUGAUGUUGAUUUGCAUGCCAAUGCAAGAAAUGUCAAAAUUUGA
Messenger RNA from Tetrahymena thermophila SB210, 276 nucleotides. Its product is annotated as heat shock factor-binding protein. NCBI's taxonomy places the organism in Eukaryota, Ciliophora, Oligohymenophorea, Hymenostomatida, Tetrahymenidae. Gene Ontology annotation, molecular function: transcription corepressor activity. Gene Ontology annotation, biological process: cellular heat acclimation. The record is from RefSeq and is a predicted model, not a curated record. The transcript is spliced from 2 exons. Gene Ontology annotation, cellular component: cytosol; nucleus.